AUGUCUGAACUGCAUGUCGAGCGCACACCGCGCCGACGCUCGACCGUUGCCGAGUCGUUCAUUGAUACAAAAGCGUUCCUUUCUGACCGCUUUGACGUACACGACUACGCCAAUGCUGUGCUGCAAGGAAAGGCGUACGACCCAGAUGCAGGGAUACUGCUAUCAGGCUCGACAGCGAAGGAGGGUGACGCGGGACCGAGCCGACGGCAGGAGGAGAAGGGCGACCUUGGACUCGAGGUAGCGCGGCUGAACUACGGUAUCGAAGAUGUGACGAAGCAACUGCGGCAGGAGAUCACCACAUCGUAUCCCCUCCUCCUCAACCACCUCACGACCUCACUCGCCCUCAGCUCGCAGCUCUCGCCAAUCCGUUCGUCGCUCAACUCGCUCUCCUCCAGCAUCGACCGACUUCACACCAAGAUCCAUACACCGCACGUGCAGCUUGCGCUCCUGGUCCGGCGGCUGCGCCUCUUGGCGCUGAGCUCCGACUUGUCGAGACGCGCUGCGCGCUUCGUACUCGUCGCCCGCCGCCUCGAGGGGCAGAUGGAGCGCUUGAAAGCCGCGCCUGCACCAGCAACUGGUAGUGGGGCCAACUCGCCUGCGCCAGGCGUGGGGGAGAAGGAAAUCGAGUUGGCCAAGGCGGCUCUGAGCGUUGCCGAGCUCGACGCACUCCUCGCCCCAUCCGAGGAUGAGGAUCAGGGGGAGGACAUCGAGGGCGAUGGAGAGGGUAGUUCGACCGCGCCGCUCCCUCUGCAGAGCCUUGAGCUUGUGGAGGCCUACGUCCCCGUCGUAGACAAAGCGCGUGACACCAUCAUCACCGAGAUGGAGAGUAUGGUGCGCGUCGGCCUCGCGAAUCUCAACCAACCCCUCAUCUCGUCGUCCCUCCAGACAGCGCACGACCUUCGCCUCCUCCCCGACCUCGUGUCUAACCUCGUUGCCGACCUAAACGAUACCGUCACACUGCGCGUGCAACGUGCUUUGGACUCGGCUGCAAUCGGUCGCGAAGUCGCCGGGAAGGAAACAUCCCACGCUAUCCGUUUCACGACGCGAUCACGCCAGCAGACGGAGCCGUCGAGCUCGAACGUUGGGCCAUGGACUGCUGUACUGUGGAACCGCCUGGAGCGUGUCAUUGAAGACGUGGCUGUGUGCUGCAUCAAGGUGUACACGCUCGAGAAGGUACUGCGCAUCAAGCGUGACGCCGUCACCAAUGCCGAGUUCCUAGAGGAGGUGAUGCAGAAACUCGACGAGAAGCCGAGUUUUACGUUCUGGACGACACUGGCGACUGCCCUCGAGUCACAAUGCAAGGAGGCCGCGCGAUCGAACGGAUGGCUCCAGCAGGCCCUCAGCAACGGGUACCCCAGAUUGCUGCGUCUAUUCCACGACUUCUUCGCCAAGAUCGCGGUGCACACCGACACCGUCUACACCCGCGAGACCCAAAGUCCUGAAGCAGUUCUUGCUCUGCGCUCGGUCUCGACGUUCGAGUCGUUGUAUCUCUCGCGCUCGACGUCGCGCAUGUCUGACGCAGUGUCGUCCGCCAUGUCGCACUACAGCGUACCGAGGGGAACGGCACCAAGCGCCACUGAAGGUGUCAACAUCGCGCGCGCGAUCACAAACGAGCUCGACUCUGCGCGAUUCGACCCUCUUCUUGUCCGCACUGUCGCUCGCAACGCCGUCAAGGUGCUCAACACGCUCAGGACAAGGACAGACGGAGCACUUGUCCGUGACUUCACCGCGACGUCACUCAUCGGCCCAACGGCGACGCCUGCAGCGAUCCUCAACGCGCAGUUCACGAGCUGCCUGUACCACUGCACGCUCAACCUCUCCGACCUCGAGCCGCAGUUCGGGUCCAAGGUGGCCGAGAUCCUCGCCCCGCCCGUCAAGUCAUUGGAAGACACGUACCGCCGCGUGACGGACUCGCUGGACAUCGCAAUCAAGCGCGAGUUCUCGACAAUCCUCGCGCGCAUUCACCGCGUCGACUUCAGUAAGCCGGUCGACCCGAUGGCCAUGAGCAACAGCAGCAGCCCGUACAUGCAGGACUUGCUUGACAAGCUCAAUUUCCUCCGCCUCGAGGUGCUCGGUCGCACGUCGCUGGGCGAGUUCAUGAGACAAUGGGUGCUCUCAUUGAGCAAGUACCUGAUCAAGACGUUCCUGCUGCACGCCUCCAUAGCACGGCCGAUGGGCGAGAGCGGGCGGUUGAAGCUGACGGGCAACAUGACUGAGUUCGAGAUGGGCCUCCAGAACUUCUUGAACACGGGAAGAGUGCAGGGUGCGCGCGGCGGUGUCCGCGUGGCCGACAUCGGCGAGGAGUACCUCGCGCUCCGCACGUUCCGGACACUCCUGUUCGCGGACAGAGCUGGGCUGACCAACCCCGUCGAGACGGUGCACCUCCCGCCGCUUAUCGUGCUGCACCACAUCAUUGUGCGUUCGCCUCUCCGCCUGCCGCACGAGGUGCACGGAUGGAGUGAGGCCGAGUACGUGCUCUGGGCGCAGAAGCACGAGGACGAGCACGAGCAGUGGGACCUGCUCGAGAAGGCGGUCGACGACCAGGUCGCUGUCGCGUCCACGCCAGGCGUCGGACACGAUGACGAGGACCGCGAGACUGUCGAGCUUGUCCGGGAAGUGCUCGAGCACGCCAGACAUCACCACGAGCGUGACCGCGACCACGCCCCGCAUCACCACAGGCGCAGCGCCUCGCGGUCAUGA
Molecule: messenger RNA, 2700 nt
Organism: Cutaneotrichosporon cavernicola
Lineage: Eukaryota; Fungi; Basidiomycota; Tremellomycetes; Trichosporonales; Trichosporonaceae
Exons: 10
Coding region: 1-2700 (899 amino acids)
Biological process (GO): intra-Golgi vesicle-mediated transport
Cellular component (GO): COG complex
Source: RefSeq, a predicted model, not a curated record